CCUCGUGAGACUCAUGGGGAUUACUCUACAUUCAGGCAUAUAAUCAGCUGAUCAUUAAUUCUUUUUUGUGGAUUAGAAGGUCAUCAAUUCUAACCUGGAGACCUGGACCUAAACAACUAGCUGAAGUCAUUCCAUGCAAAACUUGAAUAAAAGUCACAUAUACUUCUGACUAUUUUUAAAUGAAUUUGUUGCAAAGAAGUUACAACACAAGCUUUACUCAGUAAACGUGUAUACUUCCUGGAAGAAGCUAAAUUUGUUCUAUAAACCAUAGCUAUCUCUUUUCUUUUAUCUUAGGUUUUUAAAAAGCAGACUCAGCUACUGUGUUAAAAUUAACUGAAAAAUAACAUUUUCUCCAAGGUGUGUCCACAUUCCGUCAUCCUGUUUGGCUUGAGGUCUUCAUUCCUGUGGCAGUUUGGGGAAAUUACUUGGGUGUGGAUUUAGGCGGGUGUUGUAUCAGCAGAAGCUAUGCAUUGUCUUCCCGAAACACCUGAACUGCCCCGACUGUGACAUACCAGUCCAAAGGGCAUGCAGAACAUGAUUAAAUGUUGCGUUGUCAUGAAAGCUGCAGCUAGCUUUCACGCUGGUCUUUUUGUCACAAACAUUUCUUCUUCUUUUUUAUAAGAGCUGCAGCUGAAAUGAUUUCAUGCAUGAAUCCAGGAACUGUAACUUGUAACUGAUUAAUAUCUGCUUAGCACAUAUGUCACAUCAUUUAACAUUUCAGAUUCUGAGACUUGGAUUUACUGUAUUUGGGAAAUGCUUCUGUAACCCUUACACAUUCUAUUUUUAGCUCUGUUAGGGAAGUGAAAUGAUAAAAAGUGAAAAAUCUCCCAUGGUCAGAUGUACUUUUUGAGUUAUUUUGUAAGUUUACAACUCAAGCCAAAACUUUUUCCAAGCACAACUCAGACCCUGUGUGUCCACUCUGUCCAGUUUAGAAUGUGCACAAUCAGGCAUUUUUAAGAAUUGCCAGACUUUUGGUUGUUAAGGGCAACAACAGUUUGAAUUGUUUUCCAUCUGUGUUUUGACUUAACCAACAUUCUAUCAAAGAUUGAAGACGAUAUAUGAAUAAGAAAAAUCUCUAAAAUGAUAAUUUACUGCGUCACUUAGUAGAUGAUUUGUUGUUAGCAUGUAGUCACUCUAGUAAACAACUUUGGAAAGUAAAAAUUGCAGCUAUAACUCUGUUUAAGAAUGUGUCACAAUGGAUGACUUUUUUUUCUUCAUUGUAGAGGUAGGUGUGUCAGUUAUUAUUAUUAUUAUUAUUAUUAUUAUUUUUGUUUAAUUCAGCUAGAAACUUUCACAGUCUUCUUAGCAUAUUAGCCACUUUGCAUAUUAGCUCUAUUUGGCCAUGAUCUGAAUGCCUAAUCGCUUCCCCUUAAGCCUCAGGAAUCCACACUUUUCUGUUCAACCCUAGUCCAACUUCCUCCAUCCGUGAUUGCCCUUUUACCUCCGGAGCCAUUAAACAACUAAGCAGAGGUAAUCAGACACCUGUGGAGCCUGGUUUUUGCAGAACCCCUCCCAUGAAGGGAGGGACCUGAAAGGAGGUGUUCCUAGACUGGCUAGACCAGUGAAAUUCUUGCUUUUUCCAUGUGUGGGGGAUUGCUCACUCACUAGCACACAAAGUUUUCCUGUAAUUACAGACUGGAAGCACCAUAGAGUUUUGGGAUCCAGACCGACACGGGGAGAAAAGCUUUGUGGAUAUUAGUGCCGGACUUGUUUGAGGAGUUGGACAUACUUUUUGUGAAAAACAGGUGACCUCUGUUCUCGUGCUUUCCCAGCGAAAUUACAUCAGAAUAAGUUUCCAGACGCUUGAACAGCUUGGAUUUCCUAACUGAAUCCUGCUUGGAGGGAGCAGACCAAACCCCACUGCUAACAACAUGCAGCCAGGAGAUUUCAUAAUGGGAUUUUUUUGAAACUGUGCUACAUGCAACCAGUCAAGGUGUCCGAAGACGCUAGGAGUGGGAGAGAUUUGUCCAAACAAAGGUCUUUUGUUCCCAGACGGGAUUAGAUGUGGAACAGGAACAACUUGGAUAAGCAACAUUUUACUGGUUGCUGAAACUCCUUCUUGCUUUGGUUUGCUUUUGUUACUCUUAACUUUGAGGCAAAAAUGAACAGUAACAGCUUAGAUGAGCAGGGGAAGCAUCCCGCUGGUUCCUUGUUGAACGUCAUCAGCAGUUUCUUCACGCAGGACGGGGACACCUUAUUGGAUGCAGAUAACCCCGUUCUAACGGCUUUCAGGGAGCUGUCAGAUGGAGAGGCUGAAGCGGGAGAUGCAAGCGAAACAGCCGUCGAGGAAAGCAUCCAGUGGAGGCGAAAAGUUUUACAAGACGAUGUGACUGCUUCUUCUGAUUUAUUUCAGAAAGUUGGAUCAGCUAUGAAAAGUUUUAGGGAACGAGCUCAAUCUUCAACGGACACAGAUCUCAUACAGGUCACAAUGGUGGAAACGUAUAGCGAUGCAGAAAAUGACGAAAAGGAGGCAACAGAGGGGAGCUCAGCUCUAACGGAGAAGCUUGUCAGUCCUAGCAAGGAUACGUCGUCUGAGGGGGACGACGAUGCAACGGAACAGGAAGUGCCUGUUUUUAGAACUCACGGGUUUAAAGAAAGAUCUCGCAUUGAAGAUAUUCUGUAUUCUAGUAGGUUUGGUGGUAGAGGUCAUUCUAAACCGGCUCGGGUCUCGUUGCUGUCCAAAAUAGAAGAUGGCUACAAUACCAAGGAGAGAACCACCACCGUGUCUGUGACUGUAGAUGCCCUACGUGAUGAAGAGAAACCAGAUACAGGUGUGGAUGACAGUGAUGCAUACACUGGUAUUGAUUGUUCUCUGCCUGCUCCCUCCAUCAUCUCUGGGAACUUGACUUUGGAGACUCCGGAUAAUAACAGUGAUGAGGUUUUUGCAUUAGAACCGAAACAAAACAAGGACACACACAAGGAAGGAAUUGAGGGGAGGUCAGAUGAGCUUCGUUUCGAUCUUACUUCAACUUCUGUCUCCUCCAAUUCAAGUCCAUCAUCUUGUUCAAAGCCACAAACUGCUGGUUUGAAACUUUCAGGAUCUGAAAAAUCCACAAGCGACAGCCAAUUACAGGGCCAAGCUGAUCCAAAAAUGCCUGAAACAAGUCCCACGCCACAAGCUUCACCUGCUCCCACCUCCUCUUCCUCCUCUAGCUCAUCACCAUUCAGGGGUGUACCCCAUUCUACACCUCCUUCCUUCCAGAUGCCAGCUCUCUUUAGUGGUUUAAGGGUGCUGAAAAAAGGAGCGGUGGGUGAAGAUCGGGAGGUGGUGUCAGAAAUCAAGCAGAGGGAGAAGGAUGCUGAUCUAGCCCUCCUGAGCCUCAAGAAGACGGUCAACAAAGCUAAGUUCUUACCUGAGCAGAAGAAAACCUCUCCUAUGAGAAAGUAUUCCGAGCCCAAAUCGCUCUCUGAAUCUAAAAAUACCAAACUGGGACAGCUCAGUCAGCAGCUCAGCCUGGGCAACCGCGAUGACACUAAGGGUGAAAAUCUACAAGGCAAAAAAGAGUCAGGAAAAGUGGUUUUAGAAGAAAAAGCAGGAUCAGAAACUUCCACAAGCCCACCUGUGAAAAAGACAACCUCAGACAUGGCUUUCGAAACCUUCAGGAGCCUACUUGGUCCCAAAGUGAUCCGAAAAGAGAAGACAGAAGAUGUAGACCUGGAGGCAAUCAAAAGGAAAAUAAAGAAUGACAAAGAGUGUUUGAGGCAGAUCUUUGAAAGAACCAAAUCCCCUGGCAAAAACACAGCAAGUCCCACAGAAAUUCCAACGGAAGUUACGUCCCCUUCAGACAGUGAGGACCGAACUCCAGGACGUCUGCAGGCUGUGUGGCCUCCACCAAAACCUAAAGAUGAAGAGGAGAAGGUGGGGCUCAAAUACACAGAGGCAGAGCACCAGGCUGCUGUUUUACAGCUCAAAAGAGAAUGUAAGGAAGAGCAGGAGAAGAUGCAAUCCGAUUUACAGCUAAAAGUUUUCCAGCUAAGAGGGGAGCACGCUGCCACUGUAAAACAGCUGGAGGACGUCAUUGCUAAGUUGCAGAGGGACAAGUUGCGCAGCACAGGUCAGGAUCCUGUUCAGUUUUGUGACGUGGCCGUGUCCACCACGGACGACUUGACCCCAAAAACUAGCCGCACCGUGGCGAUCCAGACGGACAGGGAGACCUUCAUUAAGAGCCCCGACGGGGACAGCACUGGCCUUAUUCAGAGUCCCAACCAGAAUCUGCCCAAAAAACUCAACCUGGACUCCAUAGAACAGAAUCUAAAGGCAGAAACAGGACCGGGUCCUUCUGGACCACCUCCACCACCUCCUCUACCAGGCCUCCCAGGACCACCACCACCACCUCCUCCCCCUUUGCCUGGCCACACUGGAGGGCCACCGCCACCACCUCCUCUACCAGGCCUCCCAGGACCACCACCACCACCUCCUCCCCCUUUGCCUGGCCACACUGGAGGGCCACCGCCACCACCUCCCCCACCACCACCUCCUCCUUCAGGGUUUGGCCCUCCACCUCCACCUCCUGGCCCACCUGGAGCUGGUCCACCUCCUCCCCCUCCUCCUCCAGGCUGUGGCCCCCCUCCUCCUCCAGCUAUGGGGGGGUUCGGCCAGAAAGUGAACGCAGCCCCUAGGAAACCUGUGGUUGAGCCUGCGUGUCCCAUGAAGCCUCUGUACUGGAACAGGAUUCAAAUACAGGACAACAACAACAACACACUGUGGGGUUCUCUGAAGGAGCCUGAUAUCGUCAACACCAAUGAAUUUGAGGAUCUUUUCUCGAAGGCCGUGUUGCAGCAGAAGAAGAAGCCUCUUUCGGAUACAUAUGAGAAGAAAGCCAAAACUAAGAAGAUUAUUAAACUGCUGGACGGGAAGCGUUCACAGGCAGUCGGCAUCCUCAUAUCAAGCCUGCACCUGGAAAUGAAGGACAUUCAGCAAGCUGUUCUUAAUGUGGACAACUCAGUGGUGGAUCUGGAGACCAUUGAGGCCCUGUAUGAAAAUAGAGCUACCGGCGAUGAGAUGGACAAGAUCACAAAACAUUAUGAGACUUCCAAAGAAGAUGAAGUGAAGCUGCUGGACAAACCCGAACAGUUUCUCUAUGAGCUCUCCCAGAUUCCUGACUUUGCAGGUCGAGCCCACUGCAUCAUCUUCCAGUCAGUUUUCCGCGACACCAUUUCCUCCAUUCAUCGUAAGGUUCAGAUUAUCUCAAGCACCUGCAAAGCGCUGCUAGAGUGUAAAGCCCUGCAGGAUGUGAUUGGUCUCGUUCUGGCCUUUGGGAACUAUAUGAAUGGAGGGAACAGAACGAGAGGUCAGGCUGAUGGCUUUGGGCUAGAAAUCCUGCCUAAGUUAAAGGAUGUCAAGAGCAAGGACAAUCGCAUCAAUCUGGUAGAUUAUGUAGUUUUAUACCAUCUGCGAUACUUUGACCAACAUGCCGGUACAGACAAGAGUGUAUUUCCCCUGCCGGAGCCUCAGGACUUCUUCCAGGCUGCACAAGUCAAGUUUGAUGAUCUAACCAAAGACGUCAGAAAACUCAAGAAAGAUCUAACUGCUUGUGAAAAGGAUGUGCAGAAAGUGUGCACCAACUCUUCAGAAGAGCACCUGCAACCCUUCAAGCAAAAGAUGGAGGCAUUUGUGUCUGAAGCUCAAAAGGAGCAUUCUGACGAAGAGGAUCGACUCAACGCAGCUCAGAAAAGUUUCCAGGAUGUGGUAAACUACUUCGGUUUGAAGCCAAAGUCCGGGGAGAAGGAAGUGGCACCAAGUCACGUCUUCUUGCUCUGGUACGAAUUCUGCAACGACUUCAGAAACUCCUGGGUACGCCAAAGCAAGAACAUCUCCAAAGAGAGGUUAAAGGAAGCUCAAGAAAACAUUAAGAAGAUCACAGCAGAAAAGAGAGUGGAAACCAAGAAGAUUAAUGCCCACAGCCUGAAAGAGAGGUUGAGACAGAAGGAAGCUAACGUGUCCUCCAGCUGAGUUUAGAAGAAAGCAAGAGUGGCUGUAUCCAUCCUGCACCUGCCUCAGAAUGAUACAAUAAAACUCAUAUCUUCUGGACAUCUUCACCUCCAUGUUUGAGGGUUUCUUCCUCAUUUGCAAAUCUCCUGUGGUGAAAAUAAAUGGCUGACACGGCUGAAAUGAUGGGAGUCCUAAAGGCCAAAGGUCAACCUCAUUCAUCCAGCACGCCGUGACAUCUGAGUGCCCAGCUUGUGUUCCGUUUUCAGGGUUCAGUUGGAUUCUCAGCAGGAUUCCACAUGUUUCCUUCCCGAUCUUGGGGAUUUUCUCUUCUCCGAGUUUCAUCAGAACACAAUUCAUCCCACCAGCGCUGUGUUUUAGGAACAGAUACAGCUUCCUGGCAGUGUCUGCUGAGAGGAAAAUCCCUGUUGACAAAACACAUCAUUUCUCUCUGAACGCAGGAAAUUAGCAGCUCACGGUGUCUUCUCUGCAGUAGCAAAUAACUUUCAUUCACCACGCCUCAUUAAAAAUCUUCCCAAUACGUCGUUUUGAGUUAUCGUGCAGUUUCGGAGCAGUAUGCUCUGCUUUAGAGCAGAUGAAGGUUGGUGGAGUGUGUAUAAGCUGUGUGUGUGUGGAGGUUUUGGCUUACUGCACCAGACUGACCUCUCCUGGGUGACUGCCAGAGAGGAUCAGCAGCUGGCAGUGAGUCUGACUCAAAGCUUCUGCCUCUUCACUUUUGCAAACUAAAAACACCAGAACACAUCGUCUUUUGGUGAACUCGUUCAUCUGAUAAAUAAAUAAAUUUAAGAAUGUUGUGCUGUUUUUGUUAAAUAUUCUCCAGCACAGUUUUAGCACUUUGCUGCUUGCAGUAGCUGUACGUAGUAGCACGCUGUAAAACACAUACUGAGGCUAAUUGCGUGCUUUUUUUUCAGUGGUUUUGCAGGUUUUUGCACCAUUUUUUCCUAUGCAACAAAAUGGGGUCUUUACUUUAAAUAUUACCUCCUUUAAAAUCCUGUUUAAUUUUGUUUUGAUGUUUUUGCACAAAUGUGCAUCUUGACUACGCUCCUGUGACACAAAGAAAUAUUUAUGUAAGCAAAGAGUUAUUUUAUUCCUGAAACAUCUGCUUUGUUCUAUAUUAUUAAGUUUGUUUUCUGAGUUGAUUGAAUGAUGAGCUGCAUAUAUAUAUAUAUACACGGAUGGAUAUCACUUGUAUGUUUGGCAUAUUUGCAGUGGGAAAAACGAGGUGUCUGUACUGCUUAUUAACAUACUUGUGUAAUGAAAAUGUAUUUUGGGUGAGCUGUGAUACCUCAGAACCUCAGACUUCCUUUUUUUACCCUCCAUAGUUUUUCCACAGGUGCUUUAUUUUCCUUCAGAGGUGGGAAAACAAAGAUGGUUUGAUACAGAACUUGUAGCUUAUUUUUGUGGACGUGUCACUAUAAAGUGAUCUGUGAUUUUAUGGAAUUGUUUUAAAUUUCUCAAACUGUUGAAUGCCAAAUAAUCUGUUUGGAUGGAGACUUGCACUUUGAAAGAUAUAUUAACCCACUUCCUCCUGAUGUUAGACCUGUGUCAUGAACAUCUGAUUUGUUAGAAGUGUGUGUCGCCAAAGAAUUUGAUCAUUCUUAAAGCUGCUGGGCAGAAAAGGUUGUUGGUCAAAAUAAAAUAUCAUGGUAGAGCCUUG
Molecule: messenger RNA, 7607 nt
Organism: Nothobranchius furzeri (turquoise killifish)
Lineage: Eukaryota; Metazoa; Chordata; Actinopteri; Cyprinodontiformes; Nothobranchiidae
Product: formin
Biological process (GO): actin nucleation
Cellular component (GO): cytoplasm; actin filament; endoplasmic reticulum membrane
Molecular function (GO): microtubule binding
Source: RefSeq, a predicted model, not a curated record